AUGCCUCCAGCGACCCCUGCCAACGAUGAAGCUCACCAGCUCCUCAUGAAUCAGCUGGACAUUGCCCAUAUCCAGAAGCCCUUCCGCAAUCCCAACUGGAAGCCCUCCGCACGUCGCAACCGAAACCUCAAACAGAUUAUCGCCGAGAGUGCCCGGAAAGAAGCCUCAGUGAUGGCCACCCAAGCCAAUUCAGGCGCGACCACCCCUUUUCCUGCGACAGGCAGCACAACGGACGGCACACAAACCCCCGACGUUGGCAAAACUCCAAAUCUGGCACAAGCAUCUCAAAACCUGUCCACUUUGGUACUGGAGAAGAACGCUCGCGCCAAUUUCCCGACCGGUCCAGCAGUGACCUAUACCAACAUCGAGUCUGCACCAUCAUUGAGCCCAGCGAACCAGCGCCACUACUGCGAUAUCACUGGGUUAUCAGGUCCCUACACCGAUCCGAAGACUAGACUGCGAUAUCACAAUAAAGAGAUCUUCGGGGUGAUUCGCACAUUGGCACAGGGAGUACCAGAGAGCUACCUGGAAGCUCGUGGAGCACACACUGUCUUGAAAUGA
Penicillium odoratum is the source of this 561-nucleotide messenger RNA. RefSeq lists its product as uncharacterized. Bases 1 to 561 code for a protein of 186 amino acids. The transcript has a single exon. Gene Ontology annotation, biological process: chromatin remodeling. Lineage: Eukaryota; Fungi; Ascomycota; Eurotiomycetes; Eurotiales; Aspergillaceae. Gene Ontology annotation, cellular component: Ino80 complex. The record is from RefSeq and is a predicted model, not a curated record.